AUGACUCUCUGCUCCGUAUCUGAAUGUGUUCAGCGUCAAUAUCACUUUAUAAAUGAGAACAAGACCUGGACUGAAGCUCAGAGAUACUGCAGAGAGAAAUACACAGAUCUGGCCACCAUUGACAACAUGAACGACAUGAAUGAGCUGAACAAGAGUGUGAAUAAUAAAGGUUUUCAGUAUGUCUGGAUUGGGCUGCAGAAGACGGGUCGUGAUAAAUGGCAGUGGUCUUCAGGUGAACCUGCGCUCUAUCUGAACUGGGGAGAUAAACCACCAGAUGGCAGAGAUGAUUGUGCUAUGAUGUUAAAUGGACAGUGGCAUGAUUUGCCAUGUAGCAAUAACCGACAUUUCAUCUGCGACAACACAAACACAGGACUCGUCCUUGUCAAUCAGAUGAUGCAUUGGACAGACGCUCAGAGUUACUGCAGACAGAAUCACAUUGAUCUGGUCAGUGUGAGAAACCAGAAUGAGAAUCAACAGGUUGAGAAGUUCAUUAGUGAUAGACAGUUAUCUGGAUCAUAUGUCUGGAUCGGUCUGUUCAGAGUCAGUGUCUCAUGGCAGUGGUCAGAUCAGAGUAACUCCUCAUUCAGAUACUGGAACACUGAUAAACUGAUUCUGAUCAAAGAGAAUCUGAUGUGGUCUGAAGCUCUGAGAUACUGCAGACAGAAUCUUGUGGAUCUGGUCUCAGUUCACUCAGAAGAGAUUCAGCAUGAGGUGAUAAACGUGGUUAAACGGGCGUCUACUGCGGCGGUGUGGUUGGGUUUACGUCACUUCAGUAUUUUGGGCAUCUGGUUCUGGGUGAGUGGAGAGACCGUGUGCUAUCAGAACUGGGCUCCAGGGAACGGCACAUCAGAGGAGGACUGUGAACACACAGUGAGAUCUGGAGCAGUUCAGUCUGGAGGAGAUCAGCACUGGAUCAGCCGUCCUGAAACUGACAAACUCAACUUCAUCUGCAGCAGAUAUUAAGACUGAAUGGAUAUACUGACAUUUAAUUUAAAAUAACAAAAGCUUGUGUGUUU
Molecule: messenger RNA, 1016 nt
Organism: Labeo rohita (rohu)
Lineage: Eukaryota; Metazoa; Chordata; Actinopteri; Cypriniformes; Cyprinidae
Product: macrophage mannose receptor 1
Exons: 4
Coding region: 1-963 (320 amino acids)
Source: RefSeq, a predicted model, not a curated record